Molecule: messenger RNA, 5189 nt
Organism: Bufo bufo (common toad)
Lineage: Eukaryota; Metazoa; Chordata; Amphibia; Anura; Bufonidae
Gene: AP3B2
Product: adaptor related protein complex 3 subunit beta 2
Exons: 27
Coding region: 817-4230 (1137 amino acids)
Biological process (GO): anterograde synaptic vesicle transport; intracellular protein transport; vesicle-mediated transport
Cellular component (GO): membrane coat; AP-3 adaptor complex
Source: RefSeq, a predicted model, not a curated record
GCUGGUAAAACAGAAGAAAAGAACGGAACACUGGUGUAGGAUAUAAUAUAUAGAGCAAGAGGGAACAACAGGACUACCAGGUCAGAUAACAGUGCUAAUAUUUGUGUAGAAGGGGAAUGGAGCGAAAUGACGGGAGGAUGGAAUGAAAGAGGGUGAGGACAGAAUAAGAUAUGGUAGGAGAAGAAGAGAUAAUGGUAGGCGAGGUAGAAAGGAAUGAAUAAAGUGACAAGGCUGAAAAGGGAUACUGACAGAAACGAAAUGAGAUAGGUAAGGAGUGGACAGGAGGUUGGCUAAAAAAUACAGGCGGAGGAAUCUGUAAUCUGAUCCUCAGUAUAAAGACAUCUGGAACUUGUACAUUGCACUCUAUUCAUACAUGAAUGGGAACACAUUAUGUCACUCUAAAUACGAGGACGGCAUUAAGUGUACUCUCAGGCAGCACAUGGUGCAUUCCCAUGCUUACAGGUGGAUGGACGAUCAUGCUAAAUUCCCUAUGCAUACCUUCUUAUUGACCAUACAACACACUAAGUCAUCUGUGGAAUAUACUGGAUGUCACGGAAGGAUCUCAAAGGCACCAUUUGGCAUUUUCCAUUGGACUUAAAUUGAAUGAGCCCACCAGAUAUGAGACUCAUAGCCAUACAGGAAUAAUCUUCUCUGAGAUUGUCCAGGAUCUGCAUCUGAUCUAUGCAAAGCUUCUUUUAACAUAGCAACCUCUCUGAAUGCUGCCUUGAUACAUGCUGCACAUUGUAUUAAUUCCUCUAAUACAUUGCAUUUUUUGGUUCUGGCUGGAAAGGGGCAUCCAGCAUCCACCAACCAGUUAUGACGCCCAUGCAGAAGUUCUUGCGAUUGCCGGUGACAGCUGUGAAUUUAGUAAAGAAUCACCGAUCAGAGGAGGCAAAAAGCCCUGUUUUGACACCGGAUGGAGGGAUCCAAACAUUUUACAAUGCACUACAAGCAGAUGAACUGAAACUACUCAAAUCUCCAGACAGAGAAACCAGCACGGAAAACAGCGGAUCCGGCUCUCAAAGUCAGCCUUUCCGACAUGAUGACUUGAAAGAAAUGUUGGACAGUAACAAGGACUCUCUGAAGUUGGAGGCUAUGAAACGGAUAGUUGCUAUGAUAGCUCGAGGAAAGAACACAUCGGACCUGUUUCCAGCUGUUGUGAAAAAUGUGGCCUGCAAAAACAUAGAGGUGAAGAAAUUGGUUUAUGUUUAUUUGGUUCGAUAUGCAGAGGAACAACAGGAUCUGGCUCUUCUCUCCAUUUCUACCUUUCAGAGAGGAUUAAAGGAUCCAAAUCAACUGAUCCGUGCCAGUGCUUUGCGUGUUCUCUCCAGUAUCCGUGUGCCAAUCAUUGUGCCAAUUAUGAUGCUUGCAAUAAAAGAAGCUGCUUCAGACAUGUCUCCUUAUGUACGAAAGACAGCAGCACAUGCUAUCCCAAAAUUGUAUAGUUUGGAUUCAGACCAGAAAGAUCAGCUCAUUGAAGUGAUUGAGAAACUUUUAUCUGACAAAACCACGCUGGUUGCAGGAAGUGUAGUCAUGGCUUUUGAAGAAGUGUGCCCUGAACGCAUUGACCUGAUACAUAAGAAUUAUCGCAAGUUGUGUAACCUGCUGAUUGAUGUCGAGGAAUGGGGGCAGGUAGUUAUCAUCAACAUGCUGACACGUUAUGCCAGGACCCAGUUUCUGAACCCUAACCAAAAUGAGUCUCUUUUGGAAGAAAACCCAGAGAAAGCUUUCUAUGGCUCAGAUGAUGAUGAAGGAAGCAAAGAAGAAAAGUCAGAACCAUCAUCCAUUGUGAAACGCAAGCCAUACAUUAUGGACCCAGACCACCGUCUUCUUCUUCGCAACACCAAGCCCCUACUGCAGAGUCGCAAUGCUGCUGUGGUUAUGGCAGUGGCGCAAUUGUACUUUCAUCUAGCACCAAAAGCAGAGGUUGGUGUCAUAGCAAAGGCCUUGGUUCGCUUGUUACGCAGUCACAGCGAAGUGCAGUUUGUUGUACUACAGAACGUGGCCACUAUGUCCAUCAAGAGAAGGGGGAUGUUUGAACCAUACCUAAAAAGUUUCUACAUCCGAUCUACUGACCCAACUCAGAUUAAGAUUUUGAAGCUAGAAGUCUUGACAAAUCUGGCUAAUGAGACGAACAUUUCCAUCAUUCUGCGAGAAUUCCAAACUUACAUUCGCAGCAUGGAUAAAGAUUUUGUGGCUGCUUCAAUACAGGCCAUUGGCCGAUGUGCUACUAACAUAGGCAGAGUCCGUGAUACCUGUCUUAAUGGGCUUGUCCAACUGCUAUCCAACAGAGAUGAACUGGUUGUUGCAGAAUCAGUGGUGGUAAUCAAGAAAUUACUACAAAUGCAGCCAGCACAGCACAGCGAGAUAAUAAAACACAUGGCCAAGUUAACCGACAAUAUCCAGGUGCCUAUGGCUCGAGCUAGCAUUCUGUGGCUGAUUGGUGAGUAUUGUGAACAUGUGCCUAAAAUAGCUCCUGAUGUAUUGAGGAAGAUGGCCAAGUCAUUCACUAAUGAAGAAGACAUUGUUAAACUACAAACCAUAAACCUUGCGGCAAAGCUGUAUCUGACAAAUUCAAAGCAGACAAAGCUCCUCACUCAGUAUGUCCUGAAUCUGGCCAAGUAUGACCAAAAUUAUGACAUCAGAGACAGAACAAGAUUCAUCCGCCAGUUGAUUGUACCCACAGAAAAAAGCGGAGCACUUAGCAAGCAUGCCAAGAAGCUCUUUCUUGCUCAAAAACCGGCACCUAUUUUGGAGUCUCCAUUUAAAGAUCGGGAUCACUUUCAGUUGGGCUCACUUUCUCAUCUGUUGAACGCCAAAGCUGUGGGUUACCAGGAACUUCCAGACUGGCCAGACGAUGCUCCCGAUCCAUCUGUGCGCAACGUGGAGGUGAAGGAAGCUGUUCCUGAAUGGACUAAGUGCCCAAGCCGAGAAAAGAGGAAAGAGAGGGAGGAAAAACCAUUCUAUUCUGAUUCAGAUGGUGAAUCAGGACCAACCGAGUCUGCAGAUAGUGAACCAGAGUCCGUGAGCGAGUCAGAGAGUGGUGGGAGUGGCAGUGGAAGUGGUUCAGGGUCUGAGAGUGAAGAGGAGGAGGAAGAGAGCGAAGAUGAAGAAGAGUCUGAUAAGGAAGAGAGUAAAAAGAAGGAUGAACCACAGAGUGAGGGAAGUGAUGAAAGUGAUCGGGAACAAAAAACAACAGCAAAAGGGAAGAAAACCCCUGCAAGAACAUCAAAGAAAUCAGCCUCAGAAGAGAGCAGCUCAGAGAGUGAAACGGAGAGUGAAUCGUCUUCAGAAGACGAGGAUGAGGAAGAACAACCGCAGCCUGAGCCUAAAAAGAAGAAGCCUUUGACAGUUACCAAACCAACAAUGAAGCAACCCAAGGAGACCAAGGAGAUGUCCUUACUGGAUCUAGAUGACUUCUCAGUGCCCUCUGCUCCUCCUACAACUUCAGCAACUAUUGUCUCAUCCAGCCUUGUGACCGACCUUGAAGGGUUGUCACUGGCAGACUCUUCUCUAACCCCCACAGUAAUCAGUCCUAUAUUUUCUUCUGUUCGCACAUGUGAGCUAUUACAUAGGAUGACAGGAGAGGGUCUCUCUGUGGAAUAUACAUUCAGCCGCCAGCCAUUUACACCUGAUCAUCGCAUGGUGGCCGUUCUAAUAAAGAUCUUCAACAACACUGAGAGUGAAGUGCGAAAUAUCCGUACAAGUGAGCUCAAGCUGCUGUGUGGAAUGAGGAUGCAGGAGUUCAAGGAAAUUGAAUCACUGUCACCAGGUGAAAGUACCUCUGUGAUAAUGGGCAUUGAUUUCUGUGACUCCACUCAAGCUGCCAACUUCCAGCUCUGCACACACACACGGCAGUUCUAUGUGUCCAUCCAGCCUCCAGUCGGAGAACUAAUGCUUCCGGUGUUCAUGAGUGAAAAUGAGUUCAAGAGAGAGCAGGGAAAACUUACUGGUAUGAAUGAGAUCACAGAACGAUUGUCAGUGUCUGGGAAGUAUCAAAGUGACCAUGUCAUUGUACAGCGAGUCACAUCUGCUGCUAACAUGAACCGUGUUCCUUGUGGUGCGGAUAAAGAAUACAGAUUUGCAGCUAAAACAGUGUCCAGUGGAACCCUCGUCCUGGUGACCUUGACUCUGAAGGAUGCGUCUUCUGCCCUGCUGACUAUCAAUAGUGAAAAAAUGGUGAUUGCAACCAUGUUAGCUAAGGACAUUGUCCAGGCCUUGACACAGUGAUCAGUUAUUUAAUAUAGUAACAGAGAGUGCACUUCCUACUUGCACUAAAACAGUUGUGAACUGGUCAUACACGUUAGAUUAAUGUCAGCUGAGCAUCUAAUGUAUGUGGUCCCCUGACGGCAAAUGUCAGGGACAAGCAGCGUCAGGCUGUUAGAUUUCAACAUGUCCUGAGCAAGGAAGAUAAGCCACUGCCAGAAGUGUCUAUCAGAAGCUUAUUCCCCUCUUCCCACUGAGAACACAUACAUGCUUGUCCAAGCUAAGCAUGCAUGUGUAUGAGGGUAUCAGAAGGAAUAGCUGUUUGCUGAACGAUCAUUCCACUGAUGGCUAAUGUGUAUGACCAGUCUUAAAGGGGUUUUCUUGGGAGUAAAAUACUGAAGUUCGUGUGCGGGUUCAUGUUGUGGUAUUUACUGAAUUGCGUUAUGGAUUCAGUUACCCCGGACCAUAACGCAAUUCAGUGAUGGAAUGCCUUUUAGAGGCAUUCCGUUAUUCAUUCCGUCAUAAUAGAAGUCUAUGGCCUGCAUAACGGAUCCGUCGGGUUUCCGUUAUGCUAGAAUCCUCUCCUGCAUAAAGUAAACCGGACAGAUCCGUUAUGCAGGCCAUAGACAUUCUGUUAUGCAUUCAAUCAUGGAAUUGCGUUAUGGUCCAUGGUAACGGAAUCCAUAACGCAAUUCAGUAAAUACCACAACACGAACCCACACACAAACUUCAAAAUAUGAAAUUUGCUCAUCCAUACUGAUGACCUAUCCUUAGGCGAGAGUCUGACUCCCGGCAACCCCUCCAUCAGCUGUCCGAAGAGGAGUGGCAUCAGAUUUUAUGGUCACAUGGCCCAUGUGCAGCUCAGUCCUAUUCAAGUGAAUGGGCAUGGGCAGCAAUACCAAGCACAGCCACUAUACAAUGUAUGGCGCUGUGCUUGGUACGCUGUGAGAUGAGCGAUUCAGUUCUUUCAAAUAGCAGAUCCA